Molecule: messenger RNA, 1546 nt
Organism: Mycotypha africana
Lineage: Eukaryota; Fungi; Mucoromycota; Mucoromycetes; Mucorales; Mycotyphaceae
Exons: 2
Coding region: 391-1539 (382 amino acids)
Source: RefSeq, a predicted model, not a curated record
CGACAAAUGGUCGAAAAAGCCCUUUGAUUUUUUUUUGUUGUCAAAAAAACGAAAGGGGCAUCUUGACUCUCUUUUCUCUAUUUUAUUAAGCGUGUUGGGGCUUGGGAUGUGUGUGUAUGUGUGAUUCAGUGUGUAUACAUGCAUUCUUUGUAUAAACCAUCCCCCCUUUUUUUUUAAUGAUUUUAUAACAAAUAAGCAUAGUUGCUGACUCCUUUCAUAUUUAACAACUUGUAUUUACAUUAGUAAAGAAAGCCCUUAAAAAAACACUCUCACAACAGAGAACAAAAAAAAAAAAAAUUACAUGGAACCUUCUCACCUUCUAUUACAACAGAUUUCAAGUCCAUUCAAAAAGAUGAUGUCAAACAAUAAUCUUUGAAAUUUAACGGAGAAAUGUCUACUUUUGUAUUUGCACCAAGUUGGAUAUCCUAUCCAAACAAACCAAAAAGAACCGACGACCAUUUCCCAAGUUCACAUUGUGAGCACAUCAGUGAAAACACGACGACAGCUUUGAAAAACGAGCAACAUUAUCCUCCUUUAGUCACCAAAAGCACUAAAACAAACACCAGCAAUAACGUAUGGUCUAAUGCAAAACUCAUACGUAAGAUACACAGUCCCACGGAUCAGACCACUGACGAUGAUUCCGAUGACGACCAUGAAGAAGUAGCAAGAGCUUCUGUUGCAGCAACAAGGACAACGGAAUGGGAGAGGCUGAAAGCGCUCGUUCCGAAAACAACAAAGAAGAAUACUUGUAGAAAUUCAUUCUCGACUUCGGACAUAGCGACCACCACUAUCACCACCACGCGCCAUCAUCAUUCCAAACAUCUCAAACAAACCAUCCUCUCUCAGUCGACUGUACCUAAUACUCUGACAAAUACGAAGAGUACCACUCUGAAUCACUCCCUUGCUAAUAACAAACCAAUAGGGACAAAAAAGAGAUUACCUCAUAGUCAUUCUGCUGUUCUUUGGCAGGACAGUAGCUCCCAACGACAACAGCAUAAGGAUGAGACAGGUCGAUUACAGCCUCCCACAUCCACCUCUUCAAGUCCAGUCAUCACGCGAAAACGAUCCAUUGCCAAAGAUGAAGUGGUAGGUCAUGCAAAAGCUGCAAAAGAAGAAGCAGUAACAGUAAAAGGCAUCCACCAAAAAUCAAACUUAGAGCCAACCAGCACGAUGGCUUUAAAAGAGGAUGUUAUAUCAGAAGAAGAGCAACAAAGUUUUAUUUGCUUUAUAAAAGCUUGGACUACUUACGGCACUUUAUCCACAUCGUCGCUAGUCGAUGGAAAUACAGAAGCAGGCAGCAGAAAAACAACAAGGCAGCCCUUGAAAACCUAUUACAGCUAUUUCAACUGUUACAGCGACAGUGAUGCAUCUUUGAAAAGUAACCAUUGUAUCCACAGGAACAGUCAUUGCAGUAACGGUCAGAAUCCCAUGACUUCCCAGACGAAAUCUCGUGAACAUGCUGACAUAUCACACUCUUUGAUCAACACUCGUCCAUCGACAUCCAAUUCUUACUUUUAUUACAACCCUUUUCAUCUAUAAAAUAGAC